AUGUACAAAAAGGCUCAUAAAACUGUAGAAAUAUCCCAGUGUUUACCAAAAGUUGCCACUCUAACACAAAUGACCCACACCAACUUUCUACGCUGUAAGAAAAGCAGCACUGGAAUGUCCAAGCUGACAUGCAUUGAGGAAAAAUCAGACCUGAAAGGGGACACCUGGAAUUGCUGUCCUAUUGGCUGGAGAGCCUUCCAGUCCAGCUGCUAUUUUACUUUUCAUGACAACAAGACAUGGGUGGAGAGUGAGAGGAACUGUACAGGGCUAGGGGCCCACCUGGUCACCAUCAGCACAGAAGCUGAGCAGAACUUUAUUACUCAAUUUUUGGAUAGACGAUUUUCAUAUUUCCUGGGACUUUCAUAUGAGAAUUCUGAAGGCCUCUGGCAAUGGGUGAACAGGACGCCAUUUAACCCACAUAUGGAAUUCUGGCAUAAUGGUGAACCCAAUAAUCAUCAGAAGGAAAAUUGUGCUGUCCUUGCUAAUGACCAAAACAAAUGGGUCUGGAGUAAUCUUUCUUGUAACUUUGAGGCAAGUAGGAUUUGUAAGAAACCUGGAAGAAUACUCACCUGAAAGUUAUGAAGAGGUUCUUGUGAUGAGGACAGAAAAGAAGAACCCAUUAGCCUAGGGAAGAAUGUACAUGCACCACUGGAAUAGAGAAAACAUACUAGAUCAUAGAACACUUUCAGUCACGAUGGGACUUAUUUUUUCAAUUCAUUCAAGAUAAUGUGUUUUUGUGUAAUGCUUUAGUGGAAGGAAUAAUCUCUUCUAUGAAAAUCAGUCUUCAUUAAUUUUGCUUUCUUGAUAGGAUUUCAAAGAAUUUAUUCUUUGAAAUGCAAUUGGUGUUCAUUUAUUACACAUUUAGCAGAAUGGCUUAAAUGAUGCAAUGUUUUAGUUGUUUUUUCCUCUACCCCAAAUCUUAACUCUUAAAAUUUAGUGAAAUAUUCACAUUGUAAGACAUAAAAAUGUCGAAUCACUAUA
Messenger RNA from Myotis myotis, 981 nucleotides. RefSeq names its product C-type lectin domain family 4 member D-like. Bases 1 to 573 code for a protein of 190 amino acids. The record is from RefSeq and is a predicted model, not a curated record. The transcript is spliced from 5 exons. Lineage: Eukaryota; Metazoa; Chordata; Mammalia; Chiroptera; Vespertilionidae.